UGUCUCCCUUUAAAUGUAGCAGCAGUGACGACAUAAGUCACUCCCUUCCUGUAGUUUGGUUAUAAACAACAGCUGUUCUGUGGUUUGCAGAGAACUGAAACUUUGCUCUCAUGGCUUGUUCUGCAUUAUUUUUACCUCUCCUCAUCUUUUAUCUGACUUCUGCAUCUCAAGAUCAGCGAGAGAUAAACGUGAAGCCUGGAGAUAAUGUCACUCUUCCCUGUCAGAGUCCCAACGAUAAAGCCAUCACACUGUUAGAGUGGAGCAGACCUGAGCUGAAAGAAGAUGGUUACGUCUUCUUCUACCGUAACGACCGCUCAUACGAAAGCUACCAGCAUGCAACGGUUGUAGGUCGGGUACAGCUUAAAGACGCGUCCAUGAAGGAUGGAGACCUUUCUGUGAUUCUGAAAAACGUCAACAUAAACGACACCGGAAUAUACGAGUGUCGAAUUAUAAACAGCAACACAGAAGGCAGAGAGAGAGACUACACUGAGACGAAGCACGUCAUCCAUCUGACCGUCACUGACCCAGGUCACACAGCUAGAAACUCCUGGACUGAAGGAGAAAAGGAUGAAGGAAAGAAGGAUGGAGGAAAGACGGAUGAAGGAAAGAAGGGUGGAUAUGGUGGGACGGUAGUUGCUCUGUGGGUUACUGGUGUGCUGCUUCUUCUUCUUCUCACUGUAGCUGGUUUUAUGAUCAUUAGAAGACGUACUGGAGCUGUGAAGAAGAACUCAUACCAGCCUCCUCCUGAUUAAGAAAUCGUAGAUCAGUUGGUGUUAAAUGUCUCUUUACUUGUGAGUCCUUGUGUCCUACUGCUGUCACAGAGAGAUGGAAACAACUUGUUUUAAAGGUUCAGUGCACUCAAAUGACAAAAUAUGCUUUAAAACUGUCUGCAUGGAUACUUUUAAUAUUAAUGUUAUUAUAAGUAUCGAUGAGCUGAUUUCAUUUCUUAAUGGCUUCAAAUGAAAAGGCAGAGCUUCUUUUAGGGAUUCUACACUCUUCUCCAUCAGUUGACUUUGAUGCUCUGAGCAAAGCUAUACAAUACUUUAUACUUUAUCUGAAUACAAAACUAAAUUCUCAAAGUUCAACAUGUUUAAAGUCGGUUACUGACCUCUCUGAGGCCCAAAGAUCAUCUAUCCUCUAUUCAUCUAUUUCUAUCCUCCUCUGCAGAUUGGGAGAGUCUUUCUGUAGUUCAACAGCUGAUUGACUCACAUUCAUUUCUGGAGUCAAAAUCUCUGCUGGUCUGUAGGUUAGCUUAAAUUACUCAUUAAUGAAGCUUUAAAAAGUUAUUUGUGUAUUCUGUGACUCUCACUAACAAACCCAGUCAUAGUGGAGAUAUGAGCAUUACUUUAACAUAUAAGAUUACCUAAAUUAUGUUUGGUUUCAAACAUAAUGCUACCCUCUACCCUCUACCCUCUAACAUAAGCUAUAAACUAUACACUUUAUCAAGAACUUUAUUACAGUUAUUAUUUAUAUUUUAAGCUCAUUGCAGCCAAUCAGCUUCUGUCACUGCUGCUUCUAUUAUUUCCCCUUUUAAAAUCAUAAAUCCAAUCUCACUGAGAACGUUCUCAUUUUAAAACACGGCAGUCAGUUUAUAUUAAAUAUGUGAUAAUAUUCUUUUAUGUCUCAAGCACUUUAACUUUCAGCUAUAUGUUUGGCAGGGUUGUAAUGUUAUAUAUUAUAUUAAUAUAAAAUAACCUUAUUAAAUAACAAAAUGUGAUUAAUUAAUGAAUAAGCUAUAAUAUAUAAUAUUUAUUCUCUAUACGCAGGUUCAGUGGUGACGAUCAUCACAUCAGUCAGAAACAAUGUUUAAAAUGUGUGGAACAGAAAUAAGAGACUGAGCCUGCAAAUAGAUAAACAAUAAUAAAUAACUGAAGAAAUGAUACGACAGCAGGUCACAUGAUCAUAGCACGGCUAAAGCACUCACGAUUAAAAAAAAACUUAAUCUAUCAGAAGAUUUGAUUGUAAUUAAAAAUGUCUUUUAAUUUCAACAUUAACAUUUAACACAGAAAGCACUUUUCAGGUAAAUGUAAUGAUAAUUAUUAUUAGUAUCAGAUGUAUGAGCUACAUCGCUUUCUUUUUUGUGUUUUUGUUUAUGUUUAACUUCCAAUUAUUAAAUGUAUUAUACUUGUAGCAUGUUUUCUGUUUUAAUAAAGGCUAUAUU
Molecule: messenger RNA, 2161 nt
Organism: Scomber japonicus (chub mackerel)
Lineage: Eukaryota; Metazoa; Chordata; Actinopteri; Scombriformes; Scombridae
Product: sodium channel subunit beta-3-like
Exons: 3
Coding region: 111-752 (213 amino acids)
Source: RefSeq, a predicted model, not a curated record